CAUACUUUCUUCCUUUUUUGAUUUAUCAUCUGUACUGAGCAGAGACUUUUUGUGUUGGGUCAAUCAACGGAACUUCUUGAAGUUUUACUGCUUCAACGCACCUCCAAAAUGUUCUUCCACGUUAGUUUCGCUUUGGUUUUACUCUCCAGCAGUGCUUUAACACCUAGGGGUCAGGAGCAGAAGAGGAACAGAAUGUGUGUGUUGGACAUCGAUGAAAAAGGCGACCUUUACCUUUACAAGUUUGCACUACUCUGCAAGAACGAGAUCAUCAAGCGACUGAUCAAUGGAUCUUUUCACCUUGCAGAAUCGAGAGACCGACCGAGUACAAUAGGACAAAGCAAAGCAAACCCAGCCUUGAAUUGCAAGGACUUGAAACACAAAGCGCCAUCACUCGUGUCAGAUGUCUAUUGGAUAGAUCCAGAUGGUGGUUCCCAUGAUAACGCAUUCCAGGCCUACUGCGACCAACAGACCGACGGUGGGGGCUGGACACUAGUUUGGAGCUACACCUUUACAGCUUACUACAGUUUCACGAGUAGCUCAAACGCUGUCACGCCGCGUCCAAGUUGA
This is a messenger RNA of Orbicella faveolata, 567 nucleotides long. RefSeq names its product collagen alpha-2(I) chain-like. NCBI's taxonomy places the organism in Eukaryota, Metazoa, Cnidaria, Anthozoa, Scleractinia, Merulinidae. Gene Ontology annotation, molecular function: extracellular matrix structural constituent; oligosaccharide binding. The record is from RefSeq and is a predicted model, not a curated record.